AUUAUUUUUUUUGCUCCUGCAGGAGAGAGAAUGGUGAAGUUUUUAAAGUUUGUAUAUGUAUAUAUAAUACGCCGAUGCGGUAAAGACUAUAGGGUUAUGUGAAUUUUCUCCUUGUAUUUGCCACGAUUUGCGUGAAAAAUUGUUCGCGGCUUUAAUUAUUAAUAAAAAAAGCCGCGAUAAAAAUGUUUAUUUUUGACGUUCUACGAAAGGACAAAGUAUACCAAAUUAUUGUUAGUGAUCUACGAAGAUUUGGUGUCAAGUAUCGCCAUAAGAAGAAUGCUGCAGUGAAAUUGGAUAAACCGGAAAGAAAUGGCAAUCUUCCACAGAAGAUCUUCAAAGUACAUUUAACAUGUUUACCAUUGGACCUCGUGAAUUUAUCAUCGGGUGCGAUGGUUCAUAUUCCAAUAUUCGUCAUAAAGGCGACGGCCUAUCUUUUGAAUUACAUCGAUUUAGAGGGAAUAUUCAGAAAGGCUGGCUCGAAAAUACGCCAGAGGGAAAUAUUAUCUCGACUUGAUAAUGGUGGAACUUUAGCGGAAAGAGAUCAUGGAAUUGACAUUGCAAAUUGCUUGAAGACCUUCUUCCGGGAGCAGCCGGAGCCACUGAUACCAUUUUAUUAUCACGAUUUAUUUGUUCGUUGUGUUGUAUUGAAAAAAAAUCGUGUCGAGGCAUUACUCAUGGCUUGUCUAUUGUUGCCGCCAAUUCAUCUCAAUACAUUGGCCUUUCUCAUGGAAUUUUUGAAAAAAGUCGCAUCAUACGAACAACUCAAUAGAAUGAGUAUUGUUAAUUUAGCCACUGUUGUUGGACCGAACAUUAUGCCGGUAAAGGAAGCGACCAUGGGUGCUAUUCAAAGUCGAUUAGAAACACAUAAUUUAGUAAUUCAGCUAUUGAUUGAGAAUGCUGAAAAAAUUGGUGUUCUACCCGAUAAUGUCACGGAGAUAAUUUCCGCUGAUUGUGAAAUUGGUAGUACGGAAAACGAGCUUGAACGAUCCGAUAACAAUUUAACAAAAAGUAAAAAGAAAAAACAUCGAAGCGGAAGCUUCACACGUAAGCCCCAUCUAAGUGCCUCGAACCUCAAUUUAAGAAUGUUGAGUGGAUUAAAGAAAAUGGUGGGAAAAACUUCUCCCCACGAUGGUGAACCAGUUUGUGAAGGAUCAAAUUCGGUUUUUUUAUACACUCCUUCCCUGAGAAUAGGGAAAAGACGCAAAGUGGAAGCAGUAAAUGAUGAAAUAAAUCUAAAGAAAGAAAAUGAUUUAUUGGAAGUCAUGCCUGAAAGACUUCCCCUUCGCUCACGUUUCUCGUUACACUCCCCAGUUAAUAAUCAUCCAAACCCUAUAAAAGAUGGAACGCCAGUUCAUAUGUCUAGAGUGGAUAAAUUUAUAUCCAGUAAAGUUCCUACAGGAAUGAAACCAAUAAAUAAGACGGAGAAGACAAAAAAAAUAAGACUUAGUUUCGAUCGAUUUGUAUCACGAAGUAGACAAAAAAUAUCAGAAGUGGAUACUGUGAUAAACAAAGAGAAACCACUAACACGAAGAAGAAGUUGGAGUAUCACUGGUCGACCAUCGUCCGAGUCAAAGAAGAAACGUCGAAGCGAUUGUUCAACGCCUCGUUCGCUUUCUCGCGAGACAAAAAUGGCAAAAUUAAAUACCGAGAAGGAUUACGAUGAAAUAUUUAUGGACGCGAAUAUUAAUUUAUCGGACAUUAGUGGCGAGCAGGUCUCGCGUGAUAAAUGUAAAUCAACGCGAAAUAUCGUCACAAGAGCAAGUACAUCCGACAUUCCAAAUAAAUUAUCCAAAGACAAUUCUAUUUUACAUUCGACAAAUACCAGCGAUUAUGUUUCCAAUAAUGAAUCAUCACUUCACGAUUCAUACACGACUGAAUUAACAAAUGAUGAUAAAAAUAAGGAAUACGUGAAAGUACCAAAGAGCGAAUAUCUUGAUAUCAAGAAACGUGUCUCGGCAAUCGAAACGCAAAUCUCACAGGAAUUUGGUUCGUUCGCCAAGGAAUCAAUACACAAUUUACGUCGUAGGAAUUCCGUCGAUAAAGUGCAAACUGAAUAUGAAAAAACAUUAGAACAAUCGGAUAUUGGAAGUACAAUGAACGCGGAUCAACUUGCAAAGCGACUUGGCAAGGAAUUGAAAAUUAGAAGGUCCAGUGAACACAAAAUUAUUCGUUCUCCGAGUGCGAGAAAAAUUGGCAUUCUCAGACGACGAUCACAGGAAAAACCAGUCAGUAAACGAGUAAAACGUACAUCCUCGUGGCACGUUUCUGACAGAACUGAUUCAAUUUGCCCGCGACGAUCGACGCUAAAAUUAAACACAUUUUACUCUCAAAACGAUAAUAAUCAAACUGUAAAUAAACAAGAUCAGGUGAAAUCAAAUAAUUUAGGAGUUGAAAAUCUUGGAACGGAAGCAUUUUGCAGUGAAGAGACAAACAAAAGACUGAAUUAUUUACAAGAUCAAUUACUUACUUUAAUUGAUCACACUAAUAAACAUACAAAAGGCUCUCUUAGUGAUGAAGAAUUUAGUUCAAAUGAUAAUACCCAUUUUAAUGGGAAUGGAAAUAAAUUAAAUCUGGGCGCAAAAGUGAGAAGAAUCUCUUCAUUUCACGGCAAUGAAUUCGUCGAUAAUUCACAGUAUUUCAAUCAAAUGGUAAAGGAUUUGAAAAAAGGGAAUAAUCCACAUGUUGUUGAUGUCACGCCAAUGAAGGUUGAACACGCGGAUAAACGGGAUAAGGUUAUGUCCUGGAAAGAUGCCGAAAAGUACUUCAAAUCCGAAGGACAAACAACGACUCCAGUUCCAGUGACAGGUCGCGCAUCAGUCGCGAAAUUACGAACGCAAAAUGCUGGUAUGGUUUUGGCGAAGGCAAAAUUGUUUGACGAUACAAAACGAACGCCAAUUCAAGCCGAAGUUUCGAAUGAACGAAGAAUUUCCCAUUAUCAACAACAACAACAACAUAAUCUUAAUCAUCAUCCUCAUCAAGGACGUGAGACAAGACGACAAUCAAUGCGUCCAAAGGAAAUGAAAACUCAUAUUCACGAAAGUACCGAAAGUCCACGACGUGUUGCUCUUCGUCGUAAAAAAAGUGUCAGUCCCAAAAAUCCCAGUGCCAAAGUGCGAAUAACAAAAUCGCCAAAUUCCAUUAAAAUGGAAUUAACACUCGUUCAAUCAUCGCACGAUUCAACAGCACAUCAUCGAAAGUGUUCAAAUACAAAACGCACGUUAAACUAUCAAAAGGAAAAUCAUUCAUCGCCAAUAAAUACACCAUCACGAAAUGAAACGAAAAUUAAUCACGAAUCAAGUGUCAAUGUUGAUAAUACAAUUUACAAGACGCCGUUAAUUAAAAAACCAUUGUCUGUUGUUCGCACGCCAAAAAGUGGAAAACCAUUAACACGAAGGCCAGCAAUUGAUGUCAAGCGAACACCAUUGAAGGCAAUCGGUCCACUUGCCACUCCAAAACGACAGAGUCCAAGGAGUAUUUUGAAAACGUCGCAUUUAUCAACCCGACGUUUCAGUUAAAAAAAAAAACUUGUUUUUCUAUUGUACAGAUUCUCUUAAGAAACAAAAAACGUUUCAGUGUGAUUUUUUUUAUAGUAUAUUUUUUUAUAUAUUAAUAUUUAAAAAAAAAUUUCCAAGCGAUAAAAAGACAAUAUUGUGGAAAAAUUAACUUCUUUUUAGAAAAAUACAAAUUCCUUUCCUUUGAUGAGGAAAAAGAAAAUCAAAAUAUUCUCAAAUCUCAAAUAAUUAAAUUAAUUUAUAAUUUUUGAUCGAAUAUUUUCAUUCGUAGCAAUUGAAUAUAUUUUCAUUCUCCAAGAUGUCAAUUUUGAUAGUAUUUACAUUUUUUUUUUAUUUUUGUUUUUCUUUGUAUAUUUUUUUUCGGGGGGGAGUGAGAAAAAAGAUCUUGAAAUCGUAAAUUAUUCUUAUUUUUUCAUAUAAGAAAAGAAUUUUUUUUUUUCCUUAAAAAAGAGAAUGAAAAAAAUUGGUUUAUGUGAAAAUCGAAGAGUUUUCAUUAGGACUAGAAAAAUGUAAACUUGAAUUAUUCUGAAUUUAGUGUCUAAUUAAAAGAAUAAUCGUGCGUCUAUUAAAAAGUGACAUUUAUUUUUGUCAAAUUUCCAUCACAAAUUAUUAUGAUAUUAAAAUACAUGUGUUAUUGUACUUUUAUAAUAGAACAAUAAAUCGUGUAAUAUAUAAUA
This is a messenger RNA of Leptopilina heterotoma, 4189 nucleotides long. Its product is annotated as rho GTPase-activating protein 11A-like. Lineage: Eukaryota; Metazoa; Arthropoda; Insecta; Hymenoptera; Figitidae. Bases 183 to 3515 code for a protein of 1110 amino acids. The transcript has 10 exons. Gene Ontology annotation, biological process: signal transduction. The record is from RefSeq and is a predicted model, not a curated record.